Diplodia corticola is the source of this 1395-nucleotide messenger RNA. RefSeq names its product kynureninase. Gene Ontology annotation, molecular function: pyridoxal phosphate binding; kynureninase activity. The record is from RefSeq and is a predicted model, not a curated record. Gene Ontology annotation, biological process: NAD+ biosynthetic process. The transcript has 3 exons. Gene Ontology annotation, cellular component: cytoplasm. Bases 1 to 1395 code for a protein of 464 amino acids. NCBI's taxonomy places the organism in Eukaryota, Fungi, Ascomycota, Dothideomycetes, Botryosphaeriales, Botryosphaeriaceae.
AUGUCUCCCUCCAAGGUUGAAUCCAAGCCGCAGUUUCCGGCGGACGCGGAUAGCGAGAGCUACGCACGACAGCUUGACUCGCAGGAUCCUCUCCGCUCUUUCCGGGACAAGUUCAUCAUCCCCUCCAAGGCCAAUCUGAGAUCGAAAGCCUUGGCAAAGCCCGGCCUUUCUUCGAAGGACGGCAUCUACUUUUGCGGCAACUCGCUCGGUCUGCAGCCCAAGGCCGUGUCCAGGUACAUCGAGGCCCAGCUCGACACGUGGUCGGGUAUUGGCGUCUACGGGCACUUCACGCAGCUUGAGGAGUCGCCGCUGAAGCCAUGGCAACUGAUGGCCGAGACGGCCGCCGAGCAGUCAGCACGGAUCGUUGGCGCCAAGCCCGAGGAGGUUGCUAUCAUGAACACGCUCACUGUCAACCUGCAUAUGUUGAUGGCUAGCUUCUACAAGCCAGAAGGUCAGCGCACCAAGAUCCUGCUCGAAUGGAAGGCGUUCCCCAGCGACCAUUACGCCAUCGAGUCUCAGCUUCAGACGCGCGGCAUGAACCCCAAGGAGCACAUGAUCCUGCUUGAGCCUGAUUACGACCACAUCAUCUCGACGGAGAAGAUCCUGCGGGCUAUUGAUGAGCAUGCGGAUGAGAUUGCGCUCAUUCUGCUGCCGGGCAUCCAGUACUAUAGCGGGCAAUACUUUGACAUGCCGACCAUCACGGCGCACGCCAAGUCCAAGGGCCUGACAAUAGGCUGGGACCUGGCACACGCAGCGGGCAACGUGCCGGUGCAGCUCCACGACUGGGAUGUCGACUUUGCGGCAUGGUGCACGUACAAGUACCAGAACGCGGGCCCCGGGGCGAUUGCGGGAUGUUUCGUGCACGAGAAGCACGGGAAGGUUGAGUUUGGCGACGACGGACAGCCCGUUUUCAGGCCGCGUCUGACGGGCUGGUACGGCGGAGACCGGGCGGUGCGGUUCAAGAUGGACAACAAAUUCCGGCCGAUUCCUGGUGCAGGCGGCUUCCAAUGCUCGAAUCCGUCCGCCAUCGAUCUGACUUCUCUCUGCGCUGCGCUCUCGGUCUGGAACGACACGUCGAUCCACGAGGUGCGGGCCAAGUCGCUGCAGCUGACUGCUUACGCCGAGCACCUGCUGCUGAAGGGCCUGUCUGCAGACGAGAACGAGCAGCCGUACCGCAUCAUCACCCCCUUGGACCCUCAGCAACGCGGUGCGCAGUUGAGCGUGCUGCUGGCGCCCGGACUGCUGAAGACUGUGGCGAAGGCGCUGCAAGAGGCCGGCAUCGUUGCGGACAGCCGUGAGCCUGACGUAGUGCGGGUAGCACCGGUGCCCCUAUACAACACAUACGCGGAUGUGUAUGCGUUCGUCAAGACGCUGCGAGGGGCAAUUGGGGUGUGA